Messenger RNA from Hevea brasiliensis (rubber tree), 3152 nucleotides. RefSeq lists its product as uncharacterized. The record is from RefSeq and is a predicted model, not a curated record. Lineage: Eukaryota; Viridiplantae; Streptophyta; Magnoliopsida; Malpighiales; Euphorbiaceae. Bases 374 to 2848 code for a protein of 824 amino acids. The transcript is spliced from 8 exons.
UAGUCUGUUGCGAACAAAACGGAGCCAGUUAACGCGCCAUCGCUUCAGUUUCAGGUCUCUACUCCUAUCCAUCCAUACUCCGCUCAGAAGGCCCCAAAAUAAUUCUGCGCUACCGUUUUCGCAUCCUCUUGAACCAAACACGCCUCACAGCUUUCUGCUGGAGAGAAAAAAAAAAAGCAGCUUGUGCCACAGAUUCUUUCUUACUGUGAAAGAAGACCAAAUUCUUCAAUCCACGAAAAACCUGCUUCUCCCCUCUUCAUAUUAUCUGCAGUUUCUUCUCAUAUGCCCUAAUCAUGACAACCCUCUGCUCAAAGUGGAAAAUGUGAUCUGGGCUUGUUAAUUUUUGAAUUAAUUUUUGGUUUUCUGGGGAAAAAUGGCUGUCGACAAUGUCUUUGAUGGCAAUAUUGACAUUUCCAGUUCCUCGGUAUCGGAGUUGAUAUCAUCAUUGAAAUCGGCAUUUCGAAGAUCGCAAUUUUCUGACGUUGAGACAGUCUUGGGUCUCCGCCAGCAGAAAUUGAAAUGCGAAAUUAAAGUGAAGGCGAAAGAUGAGCAGCUCGAGAAACAAAAUGGGUUGUUGGAACUGGAAAGACUAGAGAAAAUAAGGAUCGAGAAUGAGCUAGAGAGUUGCUCGAGAGAGUGUAUUGAGUUAAGGGAGUUGAAUUCUCGACUUAGCCAAGAGCUAAAUGAUUUAAAUGAGAGAUUACAAGCUGAUGUAGUACAUAAACAAACUAUAAUUGAGCUUACAAGAAAAAACAUUGAAUUAGAAAGUGCUAAGUUGAAAGCUGAGACAGAGGCAGAAAUUUAUAAGAGGAUAUUUGAUGAACUGUUGAAGAGUGUGGAGCCAUUGGAUUACACAAAUGCUAGGGUUUCUAGGGAGUUUUUGGGAGGGAAGGUUAUUAUUGAAAAUGAGAAAAGUGGUGAAAAACUUAAUACUAUGAAGAUUGGAUUGGACAAGAUUGAAAAUGCGCAUUACAGGGUAGGUGACAGCCCUAAUUGUCUCGUACCGGAGGAUGGAGAUAGAGAUUUGAAAAUAACAGAGGAGAAGAAAAGAACAACAAUUAGGGAAGUUGAGAGUAGAUUAAAUGUUGGGAAGACAAGUGAAAAGCUUGUCCAAAAUGAGGUGCAUGUGAUUGAUUGCGAUGAAAAUGUGCUUUUGGAGACAAAUGCAUGUCUUAAUUGUAACUCAAUAGAGCAUGGGGAUGGUGAUAUGGAUACUGCAGAGAUGGCUAUCACAACACAUGUGGGCCAUGCACAUUCAGGGCAAACAGUUGCUCGGCAUGGGACUGGAGCGCUCAAAAGAAAAAGGGCUUCAAGUGUCAUUGAAGGAGGGAAUGAUAAUAAUCAAGAUGUUGAUGAUAAUUGUACAACUGAUAAACUUAAGAUGACUAAAACUCAAAAGAUUAUCCAUAUGCUUAAUAUUUCUCCUGCCAUGAAUUAUUCAGCAGCAAGCUUGUCUUUUGGAACUAAUAACAGUGCAAGAGAAUUUAUUCCAUCAAAGCCAGCUGUUUUGCUACAAUGUGAAGAGAAAAUGGCGUCAGAUAAUAAAUCUCAAGAUGGGUCUGACAGUUUAAGUUCCUCCAGCUCAGAAGAUGAAUGGGAUUUCUCAGUGGAUUUUUCUACAAUGAAUAAGAAUUGGCAAGGAGGGCAAGCAAAUGGAGCUCAUAAAGGGUGGGAGCUUGACUCAGACAUGGUUACUACAUUUGAGAAAGAUGGCACUUCAGCUUCUCAAAAUCGAGGUUUUGACAAGUUAGCUGUAACCAGCAGGAUUAGGGGAUUUGGUAGUUCCCAAGGGUCUACAUUUGGUAGAGGCCAUUCAGAGCAUGGAAGAGGUUAUGGCCGAGAGAUCGCCUCUGAUUCUGACACUGCACCUUCCACUGAAGUUGAUGCAGGCUCUCAAGGUGAGCCAUGUACUGCUGCAGAGCACUUUGCAUUAUCACCAUCCACAUUAUGCUUCCCUCCAGCAAUAGACAUUAGUUCUUCCCAUGAUGCUGCUGAUGCUACAGCUGUUGCUAUGGGAUCUGUUGCUUCAUCAUCUGCUGCUCCUGCUGGACGGUUAUCCUCUGCUCCUGCUGCAUCUGUAGAUGCAAGGUCCAUUUUUGGAUCAAAUGACAGACCACACAUUACACUCGAUGGUAACAAAUUGCAUCCAUCUGAUGUCUGUGCUAGGAAGAUCACUUCCAUAUUCAGGGAGAAGCUAGACGAGGAUGGCUACUGCUGGAAAAACGUCUCCAAGGAGACAAAGGAUUUCUAUUGGCAAGAAUUUCAGAAAUGCUUCAUGUGGGAUGAGGUUGUGUCGACCCUAGUGAAGACAGCCUGGCAGCGUAAGGCUGCCGAGCGCUAUCGCGCCCUCAUGCAUAAAAUAAGGAAAGGAAAAGAAAGGUCCAUACAUUUAUCAGAUGCUACAUGGAACAAAUGGAAUGAGGCGUGGAGCACCCCUGAGUUCAAGACCCGCUGUGAGCAGUUUUCAGCCAAUCGUCGCAGCGAGACAGGUGGUCCAGGCUCAGGCAUUUCACGCCAUACAGGGGGAUCUAUUUCCCACACACGACAUAAUGAAAGAAUGAGAUCAAAGCUAGGAAGAGAGCCUCUUCCACAUGAGCUCUUCAAGGAGACUCAUACUAGGAAGGGCACCUCUGAGUUCAUUGACGCACGGUCUCAGGCCAUUUAUGAUCGCUAUUUGACACUUAAAGAGGAGAUGUCUCAGCCACAGAAGGAAUUGGACGAGACACAGUUAUACUAUAAGGCCGUGGGAGGGGUGAAAAAGCAAAGAGUGUAUGGAGUGGGCUCCCAAGCUUCUGCAUUCUACCCUCAAUCAUAUCAUGCAUCUAAAGCUGAAUCAUCCUGCAUCUAGAUGGAUCAUUGGAGGACGAGUUUCAGCAGUGACGGUGGAGUAUUGCUAUAUUGGAGGAGAGAGACCAGCAACGACUGCAGGAGCAACAGAUGAUGCAUGUGCAAAUGAAAGAGAUGCAGGAGCGAGUUCACCCAGACCUCUCAAUCUUCAGCUGCUGAUCCAGAUCCUCCCUCUUUUCAUCAUGGUGGCCUAUGCUAUGAUGACAUUUAGAUUAGGUUUAUUUGCUUGUUUGUUCAUUACUGAUGUUUGGUUUAAACUUUUCAUAUUCAUCAUUAUAUUUUAAGAAUAUUAUAUUUUUAUUUUA